AUGACCUGCCGCCUCGCGCGGGGAGGAACUCUCCCCGCGCCGGCGCUCCGUUGCGCCGAAGAGCUGAUCUGCGCGCCGCGUCUGUCGGCGCGUUUAGCGGCGACGUUCGCGAUCCUGCUCGUCGCCGGCAUGAGCGGCGGCUUCUGCGGCCGCGCAAGCGCCGUCGCCGUCAACUAUAACGACUGGGCGGCACUCCUCUCACUGCGCGCCGAGCUCAACUUCACAGUGCCCGCCUCGCGCACGCCCAAGGCGCUAUGGACAUCCCGGGGGAGCUGCGAGGGGCUGUAUGGGGUGCGGUGUGACGACCAGGGCAGCGUCACGUCGCUUCUUCUGUACAGCGUCACAGGCACGCUUCCCUCUGCAAUUGGCAACCUCACUGCUCUCACCACACUGUCUGUGUCCUCCAACCUCUCCUGCCCACUCCCACCCACCAUGACCACUCUCACCGCGCUGCUCAACCUGCAUCUCAGCCGCAACAACCUCUCCUGCGCGCUGCCGCCCUGGCUCACCACUCUCUCGAAGCUCAAGAUUCUGAGCAUAGAGUGGAACAAGCUUACAGGAAGCAUACCAGCGGGCAUCUCCGCACUCUCCUCGCUCUCCACACUGCGAGCAGACUACAACCUUUUGACCGGAUCCAUCCCGGCUGCCAUUGGCAAGCUCACUAACCUAACCCAGCUUUCACUUGCCUUCAACAGCCUGAGCGGAUCCAUCCCAUCGUCCAUAGGCCUGCUGAAGCAGCUCAGAAUAAUCGACCUGCGGGGCAACAUGAUUACAGGCUCCAUCCCAUCGCAGCUAAGCAGCCUCUCUCUCCUCUACCGCCUAUCUCUACAGAGCAACACGCUCACAGGAUCCACUCCCUCCACCCUCUCCCUUCCAGCCCUCAGAAACCUUGCGCUGGACAACAACGCACUCUCCGGGUCUCUGCCAUCAACCCUGGGGACUCUCACCUCCCUCACAUACUUAGAUCUCUCCCGCAACCUCCUUUCCGGCUCCAUCCCUGAAGGCAUCUCUUCUCUGCAAGAACUCUCCUCGUUGUUACUCAACGGCAACUCCUUCCAAGGCCCCAUCCCAUCCGCCCUCUCCUCCCUCGUCUCUCUCUACGAAAUCUUUCCUCCUCCUUGGUUCCCAAUCGCAUCACAAGGCAUGCAAAACGAUGCCUCUGAAGCACCGCGCUCACUCCCCAUCGCAUCACAUCUCGUUUCAUGGCAUUCAUCGCCCCUCCUCUCCCUUCCUUCCCCCCUUUCCCUCCUCUCUCCCCCCUUCCCUCCCCUCCAGUCGUUUGAGUCAGAACCAGCUGCACCGCCAACUGCCAGCGUCACUGGCCACCUGCUCUCUGCUGCACACUCUCCCGCCCUCCCUCCCAUCACGCCCCCUCUACCCAUGAUCACCAGGGACAUCUCUUCAAAUGCCUUCACCGGUGCGCCAGCCACGAUCAUCAACCACCUCUCCUCUCUCGUGGAACUCAACCUAUCGCACAACUACUUCACGGGUCUCCUCCCCACGCUCCCCUCUGCCUCCGCCCUCCUCUCUCUCGACCUCUCCUCCAACUUCUUCUUCGGUCCCGCUGUGCCCCUCGAUGCCUCCGGCACCCCCAUCUGCCCCUCGCUCUCCCUCACCGUCCGCACCGCCUAUAACUGCCUCACGUUUGACGCUUCUGUGUGUGAUGCUGGUGGGGAUGGUGGUGGUAGCAGUGGUGGUGCUGGUGAUGGGGCUGUUGCGACCAGAAGCGUUGUAUUGGGGACAUGGAUAGCAGCAGCGUCAGCAUUUCUGUCCAACGAAUUCACACCAGCAGCAGCAGCAGCAGCAGCAGCUAUUGGCGGCAGCAGCAGCAGCAGCAGCAGCAGCAGCAGCAGCAGCAGCAGCAGCAGAGCCAGUGCUGCUGUUGAAGAGAGAGCGGGCUUUCUCGGACACAAGGAGAGGGCGGAGAUGGUAGGGCGUGAAGAGGAGAAGAGGCGAGAAUCGCAUUCUGUUCAUGCCACCACCACUGCUGACUUUCUUACCUCCUCUCCUCAUGUCCACGCCUCUGAGUCAUCCCACGAACACAGUGUGGGAGGGGUCUUGUUUAGACACAAGGAGCGUGCGGAGAUGCUAGGGCGUGAAGAGGAGAAUAGGGAGCGGCAGCCAGGGUCUAGCGCUGAUGCCACCACUGCUCAUCUGAUGGUUACUCUUGAGUCGUCUCAACAGCAGGAGCAUGCUCAUGCCACCACCACUGCUCACCCUGAAGCUUCCUCUCGUCAUGGCCGCUCCUCCCUGCCAUCGUAUGAAGAACAGUUACGAGCUGCGUUUCUCGGGCACAGGGAGAGAGCGGAGAUGCUGGGGCGUGAGGAGAGGGAGCAGCAGAAGCGACAGGCAGCACCUUCGGAGGCGCAUGAGGGGGGAAUGAUUUCUGGUGCUGCCGCUGCUGACCAUCCGGCCUCACAAGUAGACGAAGGAAGGCUGUACUUCCCUGGGCACAGGGAGAGGGCGGAGAUGCUAGGGCGUGAUGAGAAGGAGCAGUGGGAGCAACAGCCAGUACGAUCUGAGGCGCAUGAUGGGGAGAUGGCGUCUGGUGGCGACCCUAUCCAUGCAGCCACCCACGAAGAUGAGAUCAGGGCUGCUUUUUCAGGGCACAGGGCGAGGGCGGAGAUGCUGGGGCGUGGAGGGGAGCAGCGGGGGCAGCAGGCAGUACGAUUUGCGGCGUAUCAGGGGGGGGUGACCUCUCAGGGGGAGAUGACUUCUGGUGGCGACCCUGUUUUUGAGGCGCCUCUUAAAUCGCAACAAGGGGAGGUGGCAUCUGGUGGCGGCGUUGACCAUGCAGCCACCCACGAAGAUGAGAACAGGGCUGUUUUUUCAGGGCACAGGGAGAGAGCGGAGAUGCUGGGGCGUGAAGAGGGGGAGCAGCAGCAGCGACAGGCAGCACCUUCUGAGGCGCAUCAAGAGGAGGCAUUUCCUGCUGCCCCGGGCCGUGUGUCAGCACCUCAUGUGCAUGUGGCCUCCCGUGCAGAGGAAAGCAGAGCAGCAGAGGAAAGCAGGGCAGCAGAGGCUGCAUACAUGGGUUUCUCGGGGCACAGGGAGAGGGCGGAGAUGCUAGGACGUGAAGAGGAGCAGCAGCAGGAGCAGGGGCGACAGGCAGUGCUGGCGGAGAAGGAGACUGUUGGGCAUGCCCAUCACCCCUCUCACCACCUGCCCCGGCCCGGCCCUGUGUCGCAUGCGCAUGUGGUGUCCCACCCUCACCCAUCACAUGUGCAUGUGCUGUCCCAUCAUGACGGCACACUGCUGCCGUCUUGGCACAGAGAGAGGGUGGAGGAGGAGGAGGCAGUGGGGCACAGGAGACGGCGGAAACGAGAGCAAGUCGCUUCUGAGCCGGCCCGAAAUCCCCCCGACACAUCGUUCCCGUCAACCCAAAAGUUGUCUAACUCCCCUCAACACUCCCCUCAACACUCCCCUCAACACUCCCCUCAAUACUCGCCUGACAGACCCGUUGCCCCUCUCAGUGCCCGUCCAGCAUCUCUGACAGACGAGGAGGAGGAGGAGGGUGGUUCAGUGGGACAUAGGGGGAGCAUGGAGGCAUGGGGGGAAGCGGAGAAAGCAACAGAAGGGGAUGCAACUAGAGGGGAUGAGGUUAGAGGGAUUGAGACCAGGGGAGAUGCGGCAGGGGAGGAUGGUGAGAGGUGGGGUGGGAGGGGGGAUGAGGCGGACAGGGGGGCGGUGGAUCAACCACAGCAUGGGGAAUGA
Molecule: messenger RNA, 3714 nt
Organism: Closterium sp. Yama58-4
Lineage: Eukaryota; Viridiplantae; Streptophyta; Zygnematophyceae; Desmidiales; Closteriaceae
Source: the annotation of a GenBank genome assembly